Messenger RNA from Saccoglossus kowalevskii, 981 nucleotides. Its product is annotated as CMP-N-acetylneuraminate-poly-alpha-2,8-sialyltransferase-like. Lineage: Eukaryota; Metazoa; Hemichordata; Enteropneusta; Harrimaniidae. Gene Ontology annotation, molecular function: alpha-N-acetylneuraminate alpha-2,8-sialyltransferase activity. The record is from RefSeq and is a predicted model, not a curated record. Gene Ontology annotation, biological process: N-glycan processing; oligosaccharide metabolic process.
AUGUCACCCUACUGGCCGGUUGGAGAGCUAGCCUUCGUGAUUACCAGAAAGAGAACGCUUUGUAUUCUAUGGAUUGGAGUCUGUGUUUCCGUCAUACUGCAUUUUGCGAUCGGUAACUUACGCGUCAAGUUACGAGUAUCAUCGAGCAGUCAUACCGUGAUACCUGGCCCAACUAUGGUUUCAAGAAAGGAAAUACGAAGAUUUAGGUCUUCUGUUAACAGUAUUAUCCUUGCAAAGAACAACAUUGUUCUCGGUGAGCGACUAACAUACUCUUCAAUCCAACGUGAGCAUUUCCACAUAUCCGCCAAAUUGUACAACAUUCUCCCCACGACAUCCAGUGUUGUUGAUAGACGGCACAGGUCAUGUAGCGUGGUUGGUAAUAGUGGUAUUAUCCUAGGUAGCGGCUGUGGACGGAGAAUAGACAAAGCCGAGUACGUUUACAGGUGUAAUGCUGCCCCAAUCAAUCCACAUGUAAAAGACGCUGGAAGGAAAAGCAAUUUUGUAACAUUUAACAGGUCAAUUAUGCACAAAAGAUAUGGCGGACUUCGUACCGUACAGAAUCGUACGAAACUAAAGAAUGAAAUCAACGGCCAUAAUCUAAUAUGGCUGCCUGUUUAUAGUCAACCCAGUAUCGCCAACAGCUACAUUACCCUGGCCUAUUUACUGCGUUAUUUCAACAUACCGGUGGUGGUUAUGCACCCGACUCAUAUGAUAGAAACACGAAGACAUUGGAAGAAGUGGGGAAUAAAUAAAAUAAUGAGCACAGGUUUCUACCUGGUGUCAGUAGCCAUUGAAUUAUGCGACGAAGUACAAUUAUACGGAUUCUGGCCGUUUACCGUGUCACCGAGGGGAAAGCCCGUGUCCUACCACUAUUACGAUGAUCUUAACUUUACAACUACUCACAAUUUCUCAGCCGAGUUCGACGUCUUGGUGAAACUUCACGAGCUAGGAGUUGUGGAACUUAACGUUGACUGUCACUAA